Symsagittifera roscoffensis is the source of this 4160-nucleotide messenger RNA. RefSeq names its product solute carrier family 12 member 8-like. The record is from RefSeq and is a predicted model, not a curated record. Bases 720 to 3323 code for a protein of 867 amino acids. Gene Ontology annotation, biological process: potassium ion homeostasis; chloride ion homeostasis; chloride transmembrane transport. Gene Ontology annotation, molecular function: potassium:chloride symporter activity. The transcript has 8 exons. NCBI's taxonomy places the organism in Eukaryota, Metazoa, Xenacoelomorpha, Acoela, Convolutidae. Gene Ontology annotation, cellular component: membrane.
UGCUUCCGGUCAUAACUGAAAAUAGAGUACAUCUUGAGAGUACUUCAUUUAUUCCAUUUGAUUUGGAAGUCUCAGUUUUCAAUGUGAAAAGGCUAUUUUUGCUUGCUUGGAGAUGUAUGACGUUACUAUACCACCACUAUAGAUGCCUUCCAAUAGCCUAACGGUUCAGCUAUAAAAAUUAGUAUUCUCCCAUGCGAACUGUACUGGGAAUGAAAACAUUUGUUGCUCUAUUUACAUUUACUUCGCUUUUUCGUCCGGUUCUCAGUUAGCGUCAAAUAUGAUGAAACUACUUCGAUGUAUUUUACUUGUUAACUCAACUUUUACAUAGUUUUAUCACCAUUUUUGAGGUGUUCAGAAAACUUAUCGUGUCGUGCUUUUCAUAUCAUUUCCUUUUAAUUUAUAUUCUCAAAUAGACUAUUUGUGAAUUAGAUUAGAUGAAAUUGAAAGUAUAUUCUUUCUUUUGUUUUUUAAAAAAAUUAAAAACCAUUCUCAAAAGGAUCCUUAUUAUCCCUAUUAGAUGAAAUAUGGUCACAAUUGUAACUCAGUCUAUACAUUUUUUUUCAGGUUAUGCAAUGGAUCCCAAGAGCAUCCCACGUGUUCCUUAAUAGUCUCGUUAUUAUUUCAUUCUUCAAGUUUAACCCGUGACAUCGAUGCAAUAACCGAAAAGCUUGAUUCCAUUUUAUCUACUUAUAUUUUUGCGAUUCAAUGAGUCUCAACAGAUGAAAUGGGACGAUGAUAAUUUGGAGGACGUGAAAUUAUUACUGGUCGACGAUCAGAAGUCUAGCAAUAAAUCAACCUCAUAUCAUAGCUCCGUCGAUUUCAAUAAAUCUGACGAUUCUCAACCUUUAAUUUCAAAUCAAGGUCAACAUAACGGAGUUGUGAACGAACCGAGGCGGAGAAGUUACACCGGUAGCGUGUCGGCUAGCUUUGCCGAUUUCUUUCGGUUCCCACGUGGUGACGACCAGAUUCCAAACCCUGGUAGUCCAAGUCAAGGUGCCAACAGGGUAUCGGAUAGCGGGAAUCGUAUAGGUGCCAAAAAUUUAGAAUCUUCGCAAUUGAAUGGUUCAGGGAACACAAGUAGUUCAGAUCAGUUUGUACCUCCUUGGAAUCGUGGCGAGACAUCGAAGUUUCUGACCGCGACUGGAGGUACCUGGAAACGUCUAGUAUCUUCGGAUAGAAGAGGCAAACAUAGUAAAUCUAAAAUGUCGGAAAAUUCAUCUCCUUCGAUGAUGGAUUCCAAAUCAACGCCCAAUGGAUCUUCCCGUAAACAAAACUUAGAGUGGUCAAAGUUUGGCCUGGGUGAGAAAACCAGCACGCCAUCAUCUCAGAGACUCCUAGGCGGAAACAAGUCGCCCUCGACAACGGCACCAGAUGAAAGUAGUCCCAACGUCAGCUCAGGAACAUCUAAUGUUAAAGAGUUGUUCCACGAGCAGGAUGACCAGACGUACAGCAAGCCCUGGUGGAAAGCUAACUUCUUCAUCACGGAGCCUGUGCUAUUCGGAACGUGGGAUGGAGUGUUCACGUCCACUAUGAUGAACAUAUUCGGAGUGAUCGUCUUUCUCAGAACAGGUUGGAUGGUGGCGAAUGCGGGCGUGGGUCUGUCGUUUCUGAUCAUCCUGAUAGCUGUGAGUGUGGCCACCAUCACCCUCCUCUCCGCCGUGGGAGUGUGUGAGAGACUCCAUCUAGACGCAGGCGGCAUCUACUUCCUACUAUCUCACAUCCUAGGUGCCAAACUGGGUUCGACUAUUGGUAUAGUGUAUGCAUUCGCACAGGCAGUGGGCGUGGCUCUCUACUGCACUGGCUUCGCAGAGUCCAUCGCCCUCUUUCUGGUCAUCACGAACCAGUGGCUGAUGAAACUAAUCGCAAUCGUCACUCUAGUCAUUCUAAUUGCAAUCAACGUGGCAGGAGUGAAGUGGGUGGUGAAGGUGCAGUUGCUCCUUCUCCUCAUCCUCGCAGUGUCCGCCAUGGAUUUCAUCGUCGGCUCAUUUCUAUCCACAGAUGAAGAUGAAGGAGUUGUGGGAUAUCACGUGGGGUUGCUGGGGGAGAACUUCAAGCCAGCUUUCGAUGAGGACUACGGGUUCUUCACAGUAUUUGGAGUGUUCUUCUCCACUGUGACGGGAGUGAUGGCGGGCAUUAACAUGUCGGGCGAUCUGAGAAACCCGAGCGAGAAUAUUCCCGACGGAACCUUCUCGGCUAUAGGCGUUAGCACUUUUCUCUACUUGACACACGCUUUCAUCCUCGGCUACACAUGCUUGCGGGACUCCCUCCGAACCGACAGUCUCAUCCAGGAAAAAGUGGCACUGAUCGGUUUCGUUUGGGUAAUGGGACUCUUCAUCUCAUCACUGUCGAGUUCCCUCGGAGGACUGUACGGAGCUCCUAGGAUCCUCCAAUGUAUUACAGUAGAGAAGAACUUCCCGAUUCUGUCAUUCCUGGCGAUGGGAAGGGGUCCCAACCGGGAACCCUUCUACGCGACCCUCUUCAUAGGGCUGAUCUCUCUUAUUUUCAUCCUAGUUGGCCAAAUAAAUUUUCUAGGAACUGUAGUCACUCUACCAUUUUUGCUGACUUAUGCGUAUAUCAACUUCGCAUAUUUCUCAAUCGCAAUGUCAUACGACAAAAUGAUGAAGAUCUCAAAAUACAGGGAUGGAGACGAGAAGUAUCCAGGAGAAACAGCACCCUUAUCGACACGUAGUGGUACACAGACGCCGACAGAUAUCCGGUCCAAAACCCCUCCCCCUUAUCAACACGGGGGCAAUGCUCACGACGCGCCACCUGCAUACGGGUCUGUUUUGGACGGGGAGAAAAAGGACGACUCUUGUCCGGAUUCGCCAGCAAAAUACCUGAGCAAUAUUAGCCGGAAAAGUAAUUUGGACGAUGAAUCGACUUAUAUAUCAGCAACAGUAGAUAUGCCGCCUAGAAAGAAACACAAAAGGUGGUACAUGUAUCUGUGCAAUAGAUGGCUAUCUCUAUUCAACUGUGGAGUUUGUCUAUUUCUGAUGUUCUUAACCAACUGGCUUUUGGCUCUCAUCAUGAUCACUAUCACUCUCCUAAUCUACGUGUACAUCGGCCAAGCGAAUCCAGGAGUGUAUCCAGGGGUCUCAAAUUUCCACUUUUUCCACUGGCUGCAUUCAGUAGUAGCUUCUUGUUUCGGAUUCAAAAGCAACAAAGAUGAAUACGACCAGAUGGUCAUUUCACCGCCAAUGGAGAAGCCGGAUUUUGCUACGAGUCAAUUGACAGAGGAAAAUGAUGAUUUCUCAUCGAGGGGCAAGUAUCACCAGUCGACCAAAAUCAAAAACGAAACAUCGGAAUCUUUUGGACAGUAUUGAAAUUAGCCGAUAGAUUAACUGGCAGAAAGUGUUUAUGCACGAUGGGUUAUUUUGGACAUCGAUGUAACUAUUUUAGAAUUGAGUCUAGAAAAUCAGAUCAACUGCAUGACUUAGAAUAUUCAUAGAAGUGAGUCUUUACAAAUCAGAUAAAAGCUGCCAUUCUCUAUUUUUCUGCAUCCGAAAUAAUUGAAUCGAGGGCUCUGCGUAUCCGACAAAGUGACGUCACUAACAAUACCGAUUCUGCACUAUCAGGGACAAAUGAGCGUUGCUAUUAAGAUUUAAUGUAUAUUUUGGUUAUAUUAAAUGACUUGCAAUAAUUAUAAUAAUCUUGAUGCAUGCUUUUAAAGAUGCUUUGCCUUCCCAUAAAAUUGGUCACAUCAAUUUAAGAUUUUUCAAAGCAAAAUAGCCAAGAUUUUGAUGCUUUCAGUGUUUUGAACCAACUUUAAACUUAGAAGAAAUUUCUUGGAAUAACUCCAUGCAAUCAUAAAGGGUAAAUGUUGCUGUGGAACUUUUUGGCUUUUUGUUCAUUGAAUGAUUAGUUAAAUGAUUAUAUCAUGAAAAGUUGCUGAAUGUGUGAACUACCUAACUGUGCUCGUCCGUUUGUAUAUAAAUUUAGCAAUUCGAUGAAAUGAGAAUAAGUCUUCAUCCAGUUAUUUAAGAUGUGAAUUUUGGUGCUUUCUAUUUGAAAUUCUAUUUAAUUUGAAAAUAGAUUCAAUUUAUUUAGAUAUCCUCUAGCAUGCUGAUAGAAAAUGUCAAUCUGAGUUGUUGAGUUCAGACGAUGUCAUAACAUUGAAUGUUCCAAAGAAGGUUGCCAUGAUUUUUAGAAGAAUAAUAAUC